This is a messenger RNA of Cladocopium goreaui, 1817 nucleotides long. The record is from the annotation of a GenBank genome assembly. Lineage: Eukaryota; Dinophyceae; Suessiales; Symbiodiniaceae.
GAGUGACAGCACGAUUUAUUCGAAGACAAGGGAAACUUAGAUUCCAAUUGGUCGCCAUGGUUGUCAAAUAUUCUGGAUGGUCAUGAGUCAAGUAUGGGAACGUUGAUCUUCAAGGUUUCGCCUGUUAAUCCUGUUAAGACAUGUACUCCUUUGGAUCUCUUCUGGGGAUCAAGAAUCAUGAGUGGCAAAGUUUAGCGAAAGUCCUCCUACAUGGGUUGACUGGAUUGACUGACUGCUCACCCUGCAUCCGAAGCUAUUGGGACUAAAGGUGCUUUGUGCUCCUUGUGUGCGAGUAGUCUGCUCCCGCUCCCUGUGUGUCAGUAGCAGCAAUGUUCACGGCCUGCCUUCAGCCAGCCAUUUCAACCGCUUCAAUUGCAGAGAUUACUGAAGAGGAAGUGAAGAGUGUGCAGGCAGCAUGGGCCAACGCCAUCAAGAGUAUUUCCAAGACCUAUCUUGAUGGAGGCGACUACGUUGCAGCUGCUGCCAAAGCAGCCGGUGAGCUCUAUGGCUAUGGCCACACAGAUGUGCUGUUCAAGCCAACCAAAGCAGCUGAAGCGCAGUUUCGACCCACAGCCUCCGAUGCCAUGUCCUAUUUUGUUGGGCACAAGGCUGUGGAGAAUGGUUAUCUUGAGGAUGCUGGUUUUGCCAUCAACGGUGGAAAGGGAUGGUCGAACGUGGUUUUUGAUAACCAUAAAAUCGAUGUCAGCGGCAAUGUUGCCAUUGCCAUGGGCAACUACUUCUUCACCAGCGCUGCAGAUGGAAGCAAGACCAAAGUUGAGUACACUUUCGGCUACAAGAAGAAUGCCGACGGCAAGGUGCGCAUCUUCCUCCACCACUCCUCAGUGCCAUACAGCGUGCCCGCAGCCACUCCAACUGCAGAGAUUACUGAAGAGGAAGUAAAGAGUGUGCAGGCAGCAUGGGCCAAUGCCAUCAAGAGUAUCUCCAAGACCUAUCUUGACGGAGGUGACUACGUUGCAGCUGCUGGCAAAGCAGCUGGUGAGCUCUACGGCUAUGGGCACACAAAUGUGCUGUUCAAGCCAACCAAAGCGGCUGAAGCGCAGUUUCGACCCACAGCCUCCGAUGCCAUGUCCUACUUUGUUGGGCACAAAGCGGUCGAGAAGGGUCAUCUUGAGGAUGCUGGUUUUGCCAUCAACGGUGGAAAGGGAUGGUCGAACGUGGUUUUUGAUAACCACCAAAUCGAUGUCAGUGGCAAUGUUGCCAUUGCCAUGGGCAACUACUUCUUCACCAGCGCUGCAGAUGGAAGCAAGACCAAAGUUGAGUACACUUUCGGCUACAAGAAGAAUGCCGACGGCAAGGUGCGCAUCUUCCUCCACCACUCCUCAGUGCCAUUUGUGGCGGAGUCCAAAGUGCAGUCCCCAAGUUUGGUGGCAACUUUGAAGUCAAAGGUUGCUGGAGCAUAGAUUUAAGCUCUGAGAUGAAUGCUUUGGUGGUAUCUUUAGUAUUCUUUAGUGCCUUUUUUCGAGGCAGACAGGGACUUGAAACAGUUGCCUGGUCUGGUGCUUUGCGAAAGCUUUAUUGCACUUUUCCCCACGUUUGAGGUUUUCAGGUUUGUCCUUUGUACAGCUUUUGCCUCAAACAUUUUUGUCCAAUAUCAAAUUGAUUUGUCUAAUUUGAUCUAAUUUGUGCAUUUGCCGGACCUAGGAGCCGGUUAGGGAGUGAAUCAUUCCCACCAGAGGAGGUGUCUUUGAAAGUUUUGGGAAGAGCCAAUGGGUCAAAGGCCUAAGCUCUUCAACCAAGCAGCUAGCACAUUGCAGCUUUGCUUGGAGACCCUUCGGAUUCUCGCAAUUGCGCGUCUC